This is a messenger RNA of Panicum virgatum (switchgrass), 848 nucleotides long. RefSeq lists its product as uncharacterized. The record is from RefSeq and is a predicted model, not a curated record. Lineage: Eukaryota; Viridiplantae; Streptophyta; Magnoliopsida; Poales; Poaceae. The transcript has 3 exons. Bases 93 to 848 code for a protein of 251 amino acids.
UUUGGGUCGGGGCGAGAGCCCUGAGGCUGAAGUUGGCACUAGUUGUCCCAAAAAACCGAGGACAACUGUGUGGAAGAGGACGGCUAGUGGCGAUGUCAGGUAGCUCGUGGAGUGGUUUUUGUCCCGUUUUGAGCUGUCUGUCUGAUGCCCUAGCUCUUGUCUGUAGCCCUGGUCCUGCGCCCAAGCAGAGGCGAGUGGUGGAGGAGGGAGCUCAUGCUGCUGCUGCUCCUGAUAUGGCAGAGUCAUCGAGGAGGGCUGGUGGGGCGGGAUCGCGGCCUUCGGAAGAGAUCCCUGUUGGUGAGCCCAUCGUUCCUCCUUACAAAGGUUCGAAGGCUCUUCCAUUUGCUCGACUGCUUCACGAGGAUAGGACAGCAGGUGCUUCGCCAGGAGUUGAUGAGGAGUCGAGUGAUAGCCUCUUGGAGGAGAUUAGGGCAUCGCCUCCUCCCUUUGAAUACUAUCAUGGCGAGCAGCUUGAAGAUGAUCCGCAGUUGACGGCUGGGAACAUGAAGAAAUUUCAAGCCGUUGUGCGGGAGUUCACCAGGUUUUCUGUGCAAAUGGCCAAUUGGUCAUAUCUGAAGUCUCAGAAGCUGAAAGCGACUGAGGCGGAUCGUCAGAAGAUCGCUCUGCUAGAGGCGGAGAAUGCUGCUUUGAAGAAAGACAAAGCCGCGCUCGAGCAAAGGGUCAGGAUGCGGAAGGAGGUGAUCCAGAAAAACCGAGAUAACCUCUUGAUCUAUGGUACUCAAGAGCACCAGAAAGAGUUGCAGGAGCUUCGAGUGGCAGCACAGACUAUGGUCGAGUCCGUAGGUUCCUCCGAGGAGUCUGAUGGCAGUUUGGCUGAUCGGCUGUAG